AUGCGUACAUUGAUUUUGUGGCUUCUCUUUUCUCGCGCAGUUGCAAGCGAUGGUAUAAGCGACUGUGAGGUGAAAGAGGCUGCCGGAUGCAUCGAAGAUAGGGCAGGGGCAGUGCAAGCAGAAUGCUUGCUCCAGAGGUCGUCGCAACGUGGAGACACUUUCAAGUCCCUUGAAGAAGUUGAGCAGCCGUGCCAUGGCUGGUGCGAGGGAAAUUCCGCGCCAUGGACGAAGAAGUGCAACUGGAAAAAUUGUAAGGGUUGUGCAGCGUGCGUGGAACCGGAUGGUUGCUUGCCGCCAACCACGUAUUCAGGUUGGGGCGAUGAAGGUUAUCCUGACAACUUCAAAGGCUGGUAUGAUGUGCAGGGCUGUGGUGAGUGCCAUGACUACUGCCGCUGGGUGGGCGGUUCUGGGUCGGGCGGUGAUCCCAAGGAGAAGCUUACCCACGAGGCCUCUUUUUGGAGUUGCCGGCUUGCAGGAACCUCGGCCAUCCAUUCCCCAAGUGGAGCGUUUCAGUCCUGGAACUUCGACAAGUGUUCGGGUGAGGGUGCGGUCGCGCCGGCGCCAGCGCCUCCAGCGACACCGUAUGUUCCUGGUGCACCCGGCGCUGCCUGGUCCGAGCAAGAGCUGGGUGUCGUGCGAGCCACUAGGUAG
Messenger RNA from Symbiodinium natans, 651 nucleotides. The record is from the annotation of a GenBank genome assembly. Lineage: Eukaryota; Dinophyceae; Suessiales; Symbiodiniaceae.